AUGGCCGCGGCGCUGCGCAGCGGGCGCCGCUUCUUCCAGCCGCUCGGCCUGGGCUACCCCGGCUGGCUCGGCUCCCUCGGCGCAGCCAUGCAGCAGCCCCCGGCUCCGGCGGCCCGGCUGGGCAGCCCUGAGCGCGGUGCCGCCGCCGCGGGAGGCGGCGGCUGGCUGGAGGCGCUGCGCUUCGACAACCUGGCGCUGCGCUCGCUGCCCGUGGACGCCUGCGAGGACAGCGCGCCGCGGCCGGUGCCCGGCGCCUGCUUCUGCCGGGUGCGGCCCAGCCCGGUGCAGAACCCGCGGCUGGUGGCCAUGUCGCUGCCGGCCUUGGCGCUGCUGGGGCUGGAGGCGGCCCCUUCCGCGGCCGAGCAGGAGGCCCUGGAGGCCGAGGCGGCGCUGUACUUCAGCGGGAACCGGCUGCUGCCGGGCUCGGAGCCGGCGGCGCACUGCUACUGCGGCCACCAGUUCGGCAGCUUCGCGGGGCAGCUGGGCGACGGCGCCGCCAUGUACCUGGGCGAGGUGCUGGGCCCACGGGGCGAGCGCUGGGAGAUCCAGCUGAAGGGCGCCGGGCUCACCCCCUUCUCCCGACAAGCUGAUGGUCGUAAAGUGCUGCGGUCAAGUAUACGAGAAUUUCUGUGUAGUGAGGCUAUGUUUCACCUAGGAAUACCAACAACAAGAGCUGGAACAUGUGUGACAUCUGACUCAAAAGUUGUUCGUGACAUAUUUUAUGAUGGAAAUCCAAAAAAUGAAAGGUGUACCAUUGUCCUGAGAAUAGCUUCAACGUUUAUAAGGUUCGGGUCUUUUGAAAUUUUUAAACCUAAUGAUGAACAUACGGGGCGCAAAGGUCCUAGCGUUAACCGAAAUGAUAUUCGAAUACAAUUGCUUGACUAUGUGAUCGGCACUUUCUAUCCAGAAAUCCAGGAGGCCUAUUCUGACAACAGUAUUCAGAGAAAUGCUGCUUUCUUUAAAGAGAUAACAAAACGGACAGCAAGAUUGGUUGCUGAGUGGCAGUGUGUUGGUUUUUGCCAUGGCGUGCUGAAUACAGAUAAUAUGAGCAUAGUUGGACUAACUAUUGACUAUGGCCCUUUUGGAUUUAUGGACAGAUAUGACCCUGAACACAUUUGCAAUGGUUCUGAUAAUACAGGGCGCUAUGCUUAUAAUAAGCAGCCAGAAAUUUGCAAGUGGAAUCUAGGGAAGCUUGCUGAAGCUUUAGUUCCAGAGCUGCCUCUGGAAAUAAGCGAACUCAUCCUGGAAGAGGAAUAUGAUGCAGAAUUUGAGAAACAUUAUUUGCAGAAGAUGAGGAAGAAGCUAGGCCUAAUUCAGCUGGAAUUAGAAGAUGAUGAUAAGCUGGUGUCUGAACUUCUUGAAACUAUGCAUCUCACAGGUGGGGACUUCACAAAUAUUUUCUACUUGCUGAGUUCAUUCUUAGUAGAUUUUGAUCCUCAAAGAUUGGAAGAUUUCUUGGAGAAGCUAGCAAGUCAGUGUGCUUCCAUGGAAGAAUUAAAAGUUGCUUUUAAACCUCAGAUGGAUCCAAGACAACUAUCAAUGAUGCUAAUGUUGGCUCAGUCUAAUCCUCAGUUGUUUGCAUUAAUUGGAACAAAAGCUAAUAUAAAUAAAGAAUUAGAGCGCAUUGAACAAUUCUCUAAACUGCAGCAGUUAACAGCAGCUGACUUACUCAGUAGAAAUAAAAGACAUUGGAAAGAAUGGCUGGAGAAAUACAGAGUCCGUUUACAAAAAGAAAUAGAAAACGUUAGCAAUGCUGAUGUCUGGAAUACCAGUCGUGUGAAGGUUAUGAAUUCAAAUAAUCCAAAAUACAUCUUGAGAAAUUAUAUUGCCCAGAAUGCCAUAGAAGCAGCUGAAAAUGGCGAUUUCUCAGAGGUAAGAAAUGUAUUGAAACUUCUAGAGAAUCCAUUCCAAGAAACAGAAGGUUUCAGGGAGGUAAAGGAAGAAGCAGAAGAGGGAACAAUUGCUGCAGCAGCUGCUUGUGCUCAAGUGACCAGAAGUAGACUACCAUAUUGCAGUAAACCUCCACUCUGGGCUUCAGAGCUCUGUGUUACAUGAUCUUCGUAACUGCCUUGUUUUAUUUUUUGCUGUAAACUGAGGAUUCUAAUCCUUCUUCAGCAGUGAAGAAUUCAGCAAGGCAAACAUGAAAGUGCUAUGAAGUUACUGAAAACAACCCUACAUUUGGAUGUAUGUGCAACAGUCUUCAGCUGUGCAUAAUUUGAAGCAAUCAUGGAUCAUGUGUUUAAUUAAACCAAUGACAAUUGGCAGGCCAUAUACAUCAUUAAUUUAAAUGAUCAGAGACUGAAACUUCUCUGUAUUCAUACUACACUGCAAGUAGAAAGCAAUAUUUUAUGUUGAAGCACACAGAACUUUGAAUAUCCAAAUGGAGUUGUUCUUAAGUGAAGACAAAAAUAGCAAGUCAGGAAUCUGAUCUGUUUUUGUCCGAUGUCUUAACUAAUAGUACUUCUACCAUUUAUUUACUGCUUUUCCUAUGCAGGGACUUCUGAUCCUCUUUAAUGGAGGAAUAGGUUCAGUGUUGCUUUUUUGAAGCUAUGUCUCAUUUAAUUAUGUAGUUCAUUUCUUGUGAACCUUCAAGAUGAUAUUUAAUCAUUAUCUAUUUCUAGAGAAUUUGUGCAGGCUAGGGUUUGGGGGGGAACAAGCAAAUCUUUUUUUUUUUUUUUUUUUUAAUAAAAGAGCAGAAUUAAGGGAGAGUAUUUAUUUGCACUUGAAAAUCAUGGUGGAAAAGUUUAUUCAGGUUCAGUAUGUUUGCAUAUAAUAUGCACAUGUACAAAUACUUGCAAAAAAUCAUGGCUACAGUUUAUGAGCUAGUUGAUACAAUCAAGGUCAGUUAGCCAAAUUAGCUUAAACCCCGUAAACUACCCAGUACCAAAUACAGGUUCAUUGGCUAUUUUACUUGUAUAUUCUUAACAUAGUAUGUUAAGCAUGUAGGUGAGGAACCUGUUUCUUCACACUAGUCAGUGGGACUUUUCCAUUCCCACUUUGGUCUUCUACCAGUUAUUUUCAUUCCAUAGUCUUCAAAAAAUUCUACUCUGAAUGUUGUGAUUCAGGAGAAGUUUAUUUGAGCUUGUGUAAAGGAUUUUCUGCUUGUUAAUUUUAUGCUGUUUUGUUUUGAGACUGUUCAAAUAUUUGAGGUAGUUAGGGAGAAGUUGAAAACUUAGUAUCAACUUACUUUUAAUAGCAGAAGGUUCCCUCUUGCUAAAGCCAUCUGAAGUAGGUAUGAAUAUAGAAAUUGAACAGAGAAUUGUUUUGCUUAAAACUUGAUUAGCAUGACUAUUACAGGAGAAUGGAGCAAUGCAAGUUGAGUAAGUGUAAACAUUUGAGAAAGGAAGGUGCUUAUUUUAAAGUUGAUAAAAUAAGACUUUUAUUAAUAACUUUGUGCUUGAAGCUUUCUCUUGUUUCUGGUCAGCUCAGAUCAUUGCAGAGGUCUCUAAGAAUAUGAAACUUUCCUAUUUAGGCACAGUAGUCAGUUACUUGCUCAGAAAUUAACCCAUUGCUGUAUUUUAUAUCUGCUUUAUUUUCUUGUGUCUAACUUAAUCAGUAAAAUUGACCUUCUAUACCUGACAGAAGGUAUACCUGAUACUUCAAAGUAACUUGCUAAAAAUUUUAUCCUUAAUGGCUGUUAUUACUAUAAUCUCUCUUAAGCAUUUCUCACUUACAUAGCUUGCCUAUAGAAUUAAUGGGAAACCAUCGGAUUGCCAGGAACAGACUUCUACAGUUGCUGUCUCUUUUCUUUCUUUUAAAGAAGGCAGAAUAACACUAAAUGUCUAUAUUACAAGCAAUUUCUGCUCUAAUUGUCAGAAUCUCUGAUCAUACUGAGAGAUGUUGGUUGCUAUUAUUGCCAUCUCAGUUAAAAGGGGAAAAUUGAUCUUUUAUGAACCUCUUUGUAGAAGGAACUGUUACUGGUACAGACAUCUGAAGACUUUUUUUUAAAAAAAAAGUGUGACUUCAUGCAAAGAUUUCACUUUUUUCCAAAGAGACCGCUGUCUUACACUGUGAGUUUAAGUGUAUUUUAAAUUCUUCGUCCUCCUCACGUUCAGAUGCAGGUUUGGUAUUAACUCAGGUUGAAUUGUUCUAAGUCUUCCUCAAAAUACAAACUAUGGAAAAAAAAACAGAAUGGUUGAGCUACUGUUUAUCUGUCUGCAUUAAUAAUCCAUUUGUCCUGGUUGCUACCACAAUAAAUAAUAGCUGAUGCCUUGAAUAGGAACAUUCAA
Molecule: messenger RNA, 4229 nt
Organism: Rhea pennata
Lineage: Eukaryota; Metazoa; Chordata; Aves; Rheiformes; Rheidae
Gene: SELENOO
Product: selenoprotein O
Exons: 9
Source: RefSeq, a predicted model, not a curated record